UCCAAGAUGGCGCCGGUGCUGGCGGAGAAGAAGCUGCUGGGGGCCGGACGGGGCCCGGCGGGGCCGAGCUGCCCGGCGAGGAGGACGAGGGGCAGAACCUCUGGUCCUCCAUCCUCAGCGAAGUCUCUACACGGUCCAGAUCUAAAUUGCCAUCGGGCAAGAAUAUUCUUGUUUUUGGUGAUGAUGGUUCAGGCAAAACCACACUUAUGGCUAAAAUACAGGGAGCAGAGCAUGGCAAGAAAGGAAGAGGACUGGAAUACUUGUAUCUGAAUAUUCAUGAUGAAGACAGAGAUGAUCACACUCGCUGCAACGUCUGGAUCCUGGAUGGAGACUUGUACCACAAAGGGCUGCUGAAGUUUGCAGUUUCUGCUGAAUCCCUGCAAGACACCAUCGUGGUGUUUGUUGCAGAUAUGUCUAGACCUUGGACUGUUAUGGAGUCUUUACAGAAAUGGGCCAGUGUCUUGCAAGAACACAUUGAUAAGAUGAAAAUUCCUCCAGAGGAGAUGAGGCACAUGGAGCAGAAGUGUAAGUCUUUAAGUCUUACACUAAGUGUAAGUGUGCAUCCAUACAUUGCUGCUGGUUUUUAA
Messenger RNA from Hirundo rustica (Barn swallow), 587 nucleotides. RefSeq names its product cytoplasmic dynein 1 light intermediate chain 2-like. Bases 207 to 587 code for a protein of 126 amino acids. The record is from RefSeq and is a predicted model, not a curated record. Gene Ontology annotation, molecular function: dynein heavy chain binding. Gene Ontology annotation, biological process: microtubule cytoskeleton organization; microtubule-based movement. Gene Ontology annotation, cellular component: centrosome; cytoplasmic dynein complex. Lineage: Eukaryota; Metazoa; Chordata; Aves; Passeriformes; Hirundinidae. The transcript is spliced from 4 exons.